AGUGUCUUGUUUCGUAAACUGCUUCGACAGAUAUGUGACAGUUAGGCUUGUAAAAAUUUUAGCGCCAAGGAGAAACGUAAAGGUUAAGAAAGAAAGGAACUUUUCGAGAACGAUUAUUUCCGAUUAGGUUAAAAAGUAACGAACACGUGGUGUCGUUAUCGCAAUCAUCGGAACAGGAUGAGACUUUGAAUAAAAAUGAAAAGUAUUCGGUGAUCGAACAUGGGGAAGCGUGGAAUAUAAAUAUUGGACAGAGAUUGUACGGAAUUAUGAAAUUAUUGAAAUAAAUAAUUCAGAGAGCGAGCGAACGAACGGACGAGUGAGAGGCAAUAUAUAGCAAAGGAUAUAUACAUAGGAAAGGCAAGAGAUGCGCUAGUGUUCCACUAAGCUACCCCCAGCCUUACUACCCCCACCCUUUCGUUCCAGCUCCCCUAGCUAGUGCAAAUCUCGGCGGAUGAAUGUUUUCUUAAGGGAUUCUUCCCGAAAGCGACGCGAAAAUCUGAGAGAAGUCGACGGAGCUAAAAAUUCGGAAGAUCUAAAAGGAAGUUCUAAGCAGUGAAACAAUGGAAGGUGGAGGGAAUUUGCAUAAUCCAGGCAGUUAUCCUGGCGGUGACCGUCAACAAUUUUGUGUUUCAUGGAACUCUCAUCAAUCGAACAUGCACAGUGCAUUUCCUAAACUUUUAAGUUCUGAACAAUUUGUCGAUGUCACUUUAGCCUGCGACGGUGGCUCAAUAAAAUGUCACAAAGUGGUAUUAUCCGCUUGUAGCGAUUACUUGGAACGUUUGCUGUUAGAAAUACCAUGCACACAUCCUAUUAUAUUUCUGAGAGAUAUGAGAAUGUGGGAACUUCAAGCUUUAGUGGAAUUCAUGUAUCGUGGUGAAGUAUACGUGGAGCAACAACAGCUUGGCAAAUUGAUGCAAGCCGCUGAAGUUUUGCAGGUUCGUGGUUUAUCAAAUCAAGGGAACGAUAAUUCAUCAAGCGAAAGUAGUUCGCAACAAUGUGACUCUAACAUUGCUGUUGCACCAUCUACGACCGCGCAGCAGGAUGGCUCUGAUUACAAAGGCGAGGAUACUCCAUCAGACGACGGAACUUCGAGCGCAAAUUUUUUGGAGACGACAUCGAUUGCUGCGUCUAGCACAGCAAGCGCUCCGUCGCACAGCACUACGCCAGUCCCACAGAACUCGAAUUCGUCAAAUUUUAUGAAUAUGGAGCACAGCGAGGCGUUACAACAUUUGGAAAAAGCACUCAGCGCUUGUGAAGCGACAUUAACUGAGACUCAGGGCAUGGUUAAAAUGGAGCCAGACGAGCAGUUUACUCAACAGCACGACGUUAAACCGUAUUCUAUUAGCAUGGUACCGAGCGGUAAUUGUAACCCGAGCAGUCCGUUUCCUGCGAUUGAAGGUUAUCAGAGACGUCAGAGACGUUCGGAAGAAGAAUUGAAGCAAGCUUCGGAUAUGGUAGCACGUGGUAUGACGUUUCAAGUCGCUUCGGAAAAGUACAAAAUUCCGAUAAGUACGAUUCGAUUCUAUAUGGUUAGAAAGGGUAUAUUGCAAAGGCGAAAACGCGGUCGUGGUUCGAGCAAUCUUGGCAUGAACAGUCAACCGGGAAGUCCUGCAAGUCCGCCAUAUCAUAUGAUGAACUAUCGUUUGCCAGAAAGCCUAAACUCCAGCCUACCGUGCAGAAUUAAAUCAUUCAACUCCAGAUGCGUCGAUUGUCGAGAAAGAAAGCGAUCCGUCACAAAAGGGUUAAAUAAUCCAGAGGAGAAUGAAAGAAACAAGGAAAAAGAACGAAUCGAUACGGAACAACAUCGUUUACCUACGGGUUUCACCGAUAGAAGAGCAGAAGGGUGA
This is a messenger RNA of Heterotrigona itama, 1847 nucleotides long. Lineage: Eukaryota; Metazoa; Arthropoda; Insecta; Hymenoptera; Apidae. The record is from the annotation of a GenBank genome assembly.